AUUACUGUCAUGUUUUGGCAGUACCAGACUUCAAACAUGACAGUAUCUUCUAAACUUGGCAGUAAUUACUCCUAUUUUGGGAAUAAAAAACACGACAGUCCUAUUUUGGAAUUUCCAAACUGUUUUAGUCAUAUUUCGGGAACUUUCCCUUUUUAGAUUUGUGUGGACAUUUUUGGUUAAGACAUUUGAAGACAAACGGAUUCUGGGAACGCAGUAGCUGCAAGCAUUUCCCUCUCCACAUUCCUGCAAGUAUUUUUUUCUACUUGAUGCUCUUGGGUGUAUUCAAGUUCCAAUUCCUCGUAGGCUGCCUUCUCCUUCAAGUUAUUCCUGCUCCUUGAGUAUUUCCUUCUCCUUGAGGGAUCCAUUAUUCUAUGGUUGCACAGGAUGGAGAAGCAGCACGUUCCGCGGAAAAGAAGGUGGGGAUUGUUCAGACCCAGAGCGAUUUCUGCCAUCCACAGCAGCACCAUGUCUGAAAUGAGGCAAUUUGGGGGCGGCUCAAGUCGUCCCAGCACCUUUUCUGCGAAUGGUCUCACCAAAUCUCAUGUCGAGAGGGCUUUUGAUGUUGGCCAUGAUGAAGUCUCACUUCAGUUCGAAAAUUGUUACACAGCAUUGAAACUGCCCGGUCGUGGCAUGAACGUGCAAUUCCCUUUCUUUCACCGACAUCAGGAAAGUGUUGUACACGGUAACACUCUUCAUGUUGACUAUGUUCUCACAUGGAAGGGAUAAAAAGGGCCUUGGAGGAGGAAGAAAUCUUGACCCUUUCUCCAUUCCUAAAGAAACCAUGACUGGAGCAAUCAUGUACAAAAAACGAAUUAGAGAAACAUUGAAUGUGAAUGGAGCCAUAUCAUCUACUUUCCUCGAAAUGAUCUUUGUUGUUCUAUUAUUUUGCAAUUGAUAAUGAUAAAGGGUGUCUAUUUAUUUUACUUUCUUUUUAUGUACUGCCCUUUUAUCAGUUUAUGGAGUUAUUAUUUCAAGCUAUUUUAUUUCGUCUUUAUUUCUUUCCUAAACUUUUCU
Cuscuta epithymum is the source of this 1014-nucleotide messenger RNA. NCBI's taxonomy places the organism in Eukaryota, Viridiplantae, Streptophyta, Magnoliopsida, Solanales, Convolvulaceae. The record is from the annotation of a GenBank genome assembly.